UUUUAUGUGACCUGAAAAUGUGUGUGUAUCCCUUUAAUUCGUAAAUGGCGGCGAAAGAGUUGAGAAAAAAACCCCGUGUAUGCACUAACGUUUGGUGAAGAUGCACCUGGAAGACAUCUAGUUUAUCUUUUCUGUGAUUGGAUGUUUAUUAUUUUAUACCCACCCAUGCAUAUGAGAGUGUAAUGUGAUUGGUGGUUAAUGAGUCAAUCAAAAAAAAAGAGAGAGAUUGAGACGGGGUGCGUUCGAGAGAGUUCGGAAGCAGAAACGCUCGGGCUAGAAAAAAAAGCAAAGACAAAAUUUAAAAUAACCGUUAAACGCGUGUUAUAUGGAUUUGUUUCUUUGCGAAAGUGUUUGUUUAUGUAGUAAUGUUAACCCAGGAUAUGUGUUAAUGGACUGUGAUUUCGUCUUAUCAACUGUUGGUGAGACCCCUUUUUUUUUCCCCCUUGGAGAAGAAAUCGCCGUUUGUGUUGAUCCGGAGUGCCUAUACGUAACGUUACGGGACGGAUAUACUACAUUCGGCGUAUUACCGUGGUGUUGCGCUAUUUAAUACUUUGAGUUUGACACUUAGAGGGAUCAGUUUGAGUUCACGUUGUGAUCGGGUGAAUGAAAAGCAUUCGGUGGCGAAAACUUGCCUUCAUCAAGACUGUUCGGUUUGCCUUUGGUCACGAGAAACGUACCACUAUUCGCAGAGGAUUGUGAGUGAUUACCAGAGCAAAGGUAUCUGUUAUUGGGUUUGGCUCAUUUGAGUGAAGAGGCCAAUUGUACACAUUUCCAAGGCCACAACGCACUCAAGCAACGACACAGGCCUGCAUCGGGGGGUUGGGUGAGUGAGUGUUUGCUUGUGUGAGUGGGCCCACUAACAUUUUAUUUUGAAAUUUGCAAUUUGUGUAAUUUAUGUGUUGGUUUAAAGUUUGCAGUUGCACCGGUACUAAAAUAGUGAACAGUAAGAGUGUUUAAGUAUUUUCCUUUGAGUGCAUAUUCCUUGCUGGGUGUUCAAGUUUAUUGCAAAGGGAAGUGUUUGGACUGUUAACAUUGGAUUGGACACUAAUUUUGUUUGUUAUAAUACCUAUUGGUUAUUGUUAGUCAUUCUUAUAUGUUGUAACACAUGUCAACUUACUUACUUAAACAUAUACAUAUACAAAUUCCAUAAUUCACCUUGCAAUAUUUUAUAUCGGUAACAAAAAUAAAUACAAAACUGUUUUUUUAAGAAUGUUUCUUUAUUGUGUAUUUCAGAGUUUAGGUAUCAGAGUAUAGUAAUUUCUUUAGUCGAGAGACCCCAAGUUAUUGAACCCGUCGCCCCACCCUAAAGAGCUUAGACUUGACACAACUAAGUAGGGCAGGGGGCGCUACAUAAAGUGGUGGCCCGUACGGGGAUAUCUCUUCUUUCCUCUGGUACCCUAACAGAAGACAUAAAACUUUAAUACCCAGUUGAUGUGGAAAAGGAAAUUAACCCCUUCCUGCACUUAUUUGUAAACUCUUGAAGCAUGUCUUUCAGAACUAACCCUCUUUUUCAAACUGAACUUACCAGCUGGUGUAGUGAGGUAGGGAUUGACCCCAGGCAUGCGCUGCUGCUGACUGGCGUACCAGCAACUACGGAAGUGGCACAAAUUGAGGAAGCGGCUCAAAGUGUAAAAGCCUUUGGAAGAGUGCGUGUUCGAGAUACCCGGCAUGGACCCACCCCAACUACUCUGUUAGUGUUAUGUGAGUGUAGAGAAGUCAUUGACGCCACACGCUGUCCUAACAAACUGAUGCGUGAUGAUGGUGAAGGGGCCUGGGAGAUCGUUGUUUCCACUGAAGGUGACUCACCACCUGCCGCCCCUGUAGAAUUCACCAAUAAACUGUCAAAGUUUCUCAUGGAUGAGGGAAAGUCUAUGACUGACUUACAAGCUCUGUUUCCUUCUCUUGGCCCCAAUACCAGUUCCCCUGAGUCAAUAAUUCGUGCUGUGGGUGAGAUCCUGGAGAAAGCAGUGAAACCACAAAGUGACAGCAAUGCUUACCGUCGUUUGCGUACCUUCUCGGGCACUGUUCCCACCCCCGCAGGAGAGGAAACCAUGGAACAUUGGAUUGAGCAGGCCAGAAUAAUGAUAACAGAAUGUGACUGCUCUGAGAGAGAAAAACGUCGGAGAAUUGUAGAAAGUUUAAAGGGACCAGCACUCGAAAUCAUAAAAGCAGUUCGUCUUUCUAGUCCUGAUGCCAGUGCCCUGCAGUACCUGGAAGCCCUGGAAAGCACAUUUGGAUCCUCAGAGUCUGGAGAAGACUUGUAUUUUGCUUUUCGACUACUACGCCAGUCUCCUGGAGAAUCCUUAUCUGAUUUCUUGAGACGGAUGGAGAAAUCUCUGACCAAAGUUGUUCAAAGAGGAGGUUUGUCUUCGGCCAUGGUUGACAGAGCAAGAGUAGAACAGCUGAUCCGAGGAGCCGUUGAAUCAGACCUGAUGCUCCUGCAGUUGCGACUAAGGGAGAGAAAAGAGCGACCACCUACUUUCCUGAACCUACUGAAUGAAAUCCGUGAGGCUGAAGAGAGUGAAGCCACUCGGCGUAAGAUCACUGCCACGGCAAAGCCCAUACACCUGCAGGGAGAAGAAAAAAUUAGUCCAUCAAUUGUACGGGAGCUCAAAGUAGAAAUUCAAGAACUCAGGGCUCAGCUGAAAGGGGGACGUCCAACUGCUUUACCUGCUUCUUCCAUGAUGGUAGAGCCCACGACAAAGAUAAGAUAUACAAAUACCACUGACAAGCACGAGACAAAGAAUGAUUCAGAAGUUCAAGCUUUGAAAAAACAAGUCCAGCAGUUACAACAACAGCUAGCUGUUAUGAGUGUUGGCCACAGUCAUCCAAUGAGUUAUACCCCGUCCUUGCCACAGCCUUCCUCAGCUCCCUUUAGACAAAAACCUGUCAUGAACAAGGGUGAUUACUUUUGCUAUAGGUGCGGAGAGGACGGACACAUUGCUUCAAAAUGUCAAGCUCCUGAAAAUUCCACUCAAGUGAUCAAUAAGCUAGUCCGCUCAUUAAGGAAGGCUAAAGAAAUGAGAAAUGAUCCAAACUACAAUAAUUGUUCUGGAGAUCGUACCUGUUUUUCAAAAAAUAGCCACAUACACACCUAUGAGCCAAAUGGUCUACCAAAGGGUUUGGUGGGACCCACUUCGAUGGCUAAAGAAAUGAGAAAUGAUCCAAACUACAAUAAUUGUUCUGGAGAUCGUACCUGUUUUUCAAAAAAUAGCCACAUACACACCUAUGAGCCAAAUGGUCUACCAAAGGGUUUGGUGGGACCCACUUCGAUGGUUAAAGUGAAGAUUUGUGGACAGUCAUGUGAAGCUCUUUUGGACAGUGGUUCUCAGGUCACUCUUGUGUUUGACUCAUGGUACUCUAAAAACUUACCAGAUGUGCCCAUUCAUCCUCUUACUGGGUUGUCCAUUUGGGGACUUGGCUCGUCCAGUUAUCCCUAUAAAGGAUACAUUAUUGUAGAUGUUUCAUUUCCUGUGUCUCUCACUGGUGUAGAAGAGUCCGUAUCCAUCCUUGCUUUAGUCUGCCCAGACCCCAAAGGUCCUCCACAGUUUCCAGUAAUAAUCGGCACAAAUGCCAGUUUCUUCCAGAGACUAACAGCAUUUACCAAGCCCACAAGUGUGACAAAUACUGCCCAAACUCUACGAAUUCACACUCCUCCAGUCUGCCAUGCACCCCAGAUCUUUAAACACUCUGAUCCUGAUCAGCCAGAAGGGAAAGUGAAAUGGGUGGGCCCAGGAAACUUUACUGUCCCGUCCCGGAGUGAGCUUUAUGCUACGUGCAAAGUGGAGUCCAAAAAGCCACUAAAAGACGAUAUCUUCAUACUUGAAUCUCCAUCAGCUGAUCCACUUCCUGCUGGACUGUUAAUUCCCCCGGUGAUAUUGCCCUCCUCUGCUGUGGAUGCGAAUAAUUUUAGAGUCUUGGUCCAAAAUGAAACAAGCAAAGAUCUGUCCAUUCCUGCUGGCACUAUAAUUGCCCAUGUAUUCCCUACUGACACAGUUACUGUGGCGCCUGGAUUUCAAAACUCAAAGCCUAUUGAUCCAGAGUUGUUUAACUUUGGUGGGUCGACAAUACCUGCAACAUGGGAAGAGAGAUUACGGUUGAAGUUGGCUGAACGAAGUAACGUGUUCUCCCUUGAAGAAUGGGAUGUAGGUCUAGCAAAAGAUGUUAAUCACCAGAUCAGACUAAGUGAUUCCCGACCUUUCAGAGAACGAUCUCGUCGUAUCGCUCCAGCCGAUAUUGAUGAUGUACGACGCCAUCUUAAAGAUCUCCUAGCCGCUGGCAUUAUCAAAGAGUCUAGAAGCCCUUAUGCCUCUCCCAUUGUGAUAGCUCGGAAAAAGAGUGGAGCUAUAAGAAUGUGCAUUGACUAUCGAACCUUGAACAACCGCACUAUCCCUGACCAAUACACCACACCACGGAUCGAUGAUGCUUUAGACUGUUUGUCUGGUAGCAAGUGGUUCUCAGUCUUGGACUUACGUAGCGGCUACUAUCAGAUAGCCAUGUCUGAAGAAGACAAAGAAAAGACUGCCUUCAUCUGCCCUCUAGGGUUCUACCAGUUUGAACGCAUGCCGCAAGGUAUCACGGGGGCCCCCGCCACUUUUCAGAGGCUUAUGGAGAGAGUGGUUGGUGAUAUGCACCUCCUGCAAGUGAUUGUCUACCUUGAUGACCUCAUUGUAUUUGGCCGCACCCUCGAGGAGCAUGAGGAGCGACUGAUGAAAGUUCUUGACCGACUAGAGGAAUUUGGUCUAAAAGUAUCUAUAGACAAAUGCCAGUUUUGCCAACCACAGGUGAAGUAUGUGGGGCACAUUGUUUCAGCAGCAGGUAUAGCCCCGGACCCAGAGAAAGUGGAAGUGGUAGCUCACUGGAAGACACCUACUGACUUGAAAUCCUUGCGAUCAUUUCUGGGGUUCUGCGGGUUCUAUCGUCGCUUCAUUAAGGGUUACUCUGCCAUUGUAAGACCAUUAACUGAGCUCACGAAAGGCUAUCCACCCGCAAAAGGACGAGGCAAGCGGGAAGGAAAGAAAUACUACAAUGAGAGAGAAGUGUUUGGUGUGCGAUGGGACAAAGACUGCGCAGCUGCUUUUAAGAAAAUCAUACAUUGUCUAACACAUGCACCAGUACUUGCCUUUGCUGAUCCAACCCUGCCUUAUGUCCUCCAUGUUGAUGCUAGUCUGAGUGGUCUGGGUGCCGUCUUAAAUCAAGAACAUCCUGAAGGUCUUCGGCCCGUGGCUUUUGCGAGCAGAAAGCUGAGUUCCUCAGAACAGCGUUACCCGAUCCACCAACUAGAGUUCCUGGCAUUGAAAUGGGCGGUCGUAGAUAAAUAUCACGAUUAUUUGUAUGGUGCCCAGUUUGUUGUGCGGACGGACAAUAAUCCUCUUACCUACGUGCUGUCAAGUGCAAAGCUGAAUGCAACUGGUCACCGCUGGCUAGCAGCUUUAGCUACUUAUAAUUUCCGUCUCCAGUAUAAGCCCGGUAAACAUAACAUUGAUGCUGAUGUGCUGUCCCGUUACCCUGUCAGUGAUGAUGCUCCUACCUUAUGGACUGAGAUUCCACAAUCUGGUGUAAAAGCUAUAUGUCAGUUGGCCAGUCUUCCUUGGGACGAUGAAUCCACCAGGCUUGUAGACCAGCUAGGUGUUUCACCAGAUAGCAUCCCACUUGCAUACUCCUAUCCUGCUCAGCUGGAAAUGGGACAGAUGGAGCAGAUGACAAAUUCAGACCUAAAGAAAGCACAAGAACAAGAUCCUAUCAUAAGUGUAGUCAAACAAGACAUUGAACGUGGCAGAGCACCUACCUAUGUAAAAGGUUCAGACCCAAGCCUUACACUUCUACAGCGUCAGUGUCCAAAACUGGUCAUUAAGAACAACCUACUGUACAGAGUCAGUAAACGCCAUUGUGGGAAAGAAAAACUACAGCUUGUUCUGCCCAAAAAGUACCACCUGGUAGUCAUACAGUCUUUACAUGAUGAAUCAGGUCAUCUUGGAGUGGAGCGGUCCACCGAGCUACUAAGAGAUCGGUUUUAUUGGCCACGCAUGACCAUGGACAUAGAGCAAUACAUCAAGAACUGUGGUCGUUGCAUUACUAGGAAGACCCUCCCUACAAAGUCUGCCCCUUUAAACCAUAUUACCAGCAAUGGUCCGUUAGACCUAGUAUGCAUUGACUUCUUGUCCUUAGAACCUGACUCCAAGGGCAUUUCCAACGUGCUCGUAAUAACUGAUCACUUCACCCGCUACGCUCAAGCCUUCCCAACCAAAGACCAGCGAGCAGUGACCGUGGCUAAAGUCCUUGUGGAGAAGUUCUUUGUUCACUAUGGUUUACCCUCCCGUAUUCACUCUGAUCAGGGAAGGGACUUUGAAAGCCGACUAAUACGAGAGCUACUAGGAAUGUUAGGAAUCCGCAAAUCACGGACAACACCUUACCAUCCACAAGGUGACCCACAACCCGAACGUUUUAAUCGAACCCUCCUCUCCAUGCUUGGAACCCUGGAUCCAACCCAAAAGAGUAAGUGGAGUCAACAUAUAAGUUUGCUUGUACAUGCUUACAACUGUACGAAGAACGAGGCAACCGGUUACUCCCCUUAUUACCUGCUCUUCGGGCGAGAGGCUCGAUUGCCCAUCGACGUGUGUUUUGGCAUACCUGCAGAAGGUGAGAGAGGCAUUAAACACCAGCAAUAUGUUGAGAAAAUUAAGUCUGAACUCCAAAAAGCCUAUCAGUUAGCAUCUGGAACUGCACUGAAAAGCCACCAACGAAACAAACGACUCUAUGACAAAAAAGUGAAACACCAAAUACUUACCGUAGGAGACAGAGUGCUCAUCAAAAACCUUGCCUUCACUGGAAAGCACAAGCUCCAAAACAGAUGGAAUUCCUUACCCUAUGUUGUCAUUGAGAAGUUCAAAGACUUACCUGUAUACCGAUUACGGCCUGAAAGUGGAAUGGGAGGUGAGAGGACUAUUCACAGAGAUCACCUGUUACCCAUUGGAGACAAUGUGAGACUGUUUAGGUCGGAUGACGCAAACAAAAUUAUGCCACCACCGGUAACCAGAGCACAAACAGGUAAAAAACGCCAAAAUAAACUGGUGAAGGAAAAGGUUUCUCUUACUGGAUGUGAGAAAGUGGAUACUUCAGACAGUGAUGAUGAUGAUCUCUGGUGCUACCGCCCAGAUCCAGUCAGCAUACUAAGUAGGCCGCCGACUUCUCAGCUUACAGUAGAGCAAGACACCGUCUGUCAGGACCAUAAUCAAGGCCAGGAGUGUGUAAUAAGAGAUUGGGUGGCAGAAGAUGACCCGGAAAUACUUCCUGAUUAUCUUAUGGAAGUGGCAGAGGGUCAUGAAUUAGAAGGGGGAGACAGUGGUCCCGAGAAUGUCUCAGAACAGGAGACAGAACCUUCAGUGUGCCGCAGAUCUCGGAGGGAGGUAAAGCCUUUGAUUAAACUGACCUAUGAUGAAUUAGGCCGACCCUCUGAUAAACCAUUAACAGUUAUUCAUCAAGGGAUGGUCGUACAUAUGGAAGAUGCUGUUAAAGUAAGGAAGAAAGUCUGCAACACUGUAUGGUGCCAUCCCCUGGCCCAGUGUCCCCAGUGUGUCCUUGUGAACCCCUGCCCUGCUGUCAGAACAGUAGUUCAGAUGUAG
Molecule: messenger RNA, 7622 nt
Organism: Tachysurus vachellii
Lineage: Eukaryota; Metazoa; Chordata; Actinopteri; Siluriformes; Bagridae
Exons: 2
Coding region: 1485-7622 (2045 amino acids)
Biological process (GO): DNA integration; proteolysis
Molecular function (GO): nucleic acid binding; zinc ion binding; aspartic-type endopeptidase activity
Source: RefSeq, a predicted model, not a curated record